GGGGCUGGCUGGGACCGUUAGCUCGCCAGGCUGGCAGGCUCCGGGCCGCUACUCCACUGGCGGCCGGGAUGGAGACGAUGCGAGCACAGCGGCUGCAGCCUGGAGUGGGCACCAGCGGGAGGGGUACGCUGCGAGCGCUUCGGCCGGGAGUGACUGGGGCCGCCGCUGCCGCCGCCACACCCCCAGCAGGCCCCCCGCCCGCACCGCCGCCCCCCGCACCGCCCCCGCCGCCCCUGCUCCUGUCGGGGGCCCCUGGGCUGCCGCUGCCCCCGGGCGCCGCCGGCAGCCCCGCGGUGCUGCGGGAGGCCGUGGAGGCCGUGGUGAGGAGCUUCGCCAAGCACACGCAGGGCUAUGGCCGAGUGAAUGUGGUGGAGGCACUUCAGGAAUUCUGGCAGAUGAAGCAGUCCCGUGGGGCGGACUUGAAGAACGGGGCUCUGGUGGUUUAUGAGAUGGUUUCCUCCAACAGCCCUCCUUACGUCUGCUAUGUCACUCUGCCUGGGGGAAGCUGCUUUGGGAGUUUCCAGUUUUGCCCCACAAAAGCUGAGGCCCGGCGGAGCGCUGCAAAGAUUGCACUCAUGAACUCUGUGUUUAAUGAACAUCCUUCCCGAAGAAUCACUGAUGAGUUCAUUGAGAAGAGUGUCUCUGAGGCUCUGGCAUCUUUCAAUGGCAACAGGGAGGAAGCUGACAACCCAAAUACAGGGAUUGGUGCCUUCCGAUUCAUGUUGGAAUCCAACAAGGGCAAGUCAAUGUUGGAGUUCCAGGAACUAAUGACAGUUUUUCAACUGCUGCAUUGGAAUGGCAGCCUUAAGGCCAUGAGGGAAAGACAGUGCUCUCGGCAGGAAGUGUUGGCUCAUUAUUCACACCGGGCCCUGGAUGAUGAUAUUCGCCACCAAAUGGCAUUGGACUGGGUGAGCCGGGAGCAGAGUGUGCCAGGGGCACUGUCUAGAGAGCUGGCCUCUACUGAACGGGAGCUGGACGAAGCCCGGCUGGCAGGCAAGGAGCUGCGCUUCCACAAGGAGAAGAAAGAUAUUCUCCUGCUGGCUGCUGGGCAGUUGGGCAAUAUGCAUUCUUCCAACUGCUAGGCAUCCACUCACAUACUCCAUCUUCUCUAGACCCUUUUUUAUGUCUUUUCUAAGACUUAGUUGAUUUCUGUACAUACUUUCUCAAUUUUAUACUUUAAAAUAUAGAUAUAUAUAUAUGUAUAUGUAUAAAUUCUACACUCAGAUUCCUAUUUGCUGAGAGAUCCCUUUUCUUCUGGUUUUUGGAUGUCGUUUCAUUUGAAACAUCGCCACUCCAUUUUGUAAGAGGCUGUCUUCAGAGCUUACACUCCCAGUAACUCUGUGUACUCAUUUCAAUAGCACAAGAU
This is a messenger RNA of Odobenus rosmarus divergens (Pacific walrus), 1366 nucleotides long. It is a transcript of the gene LIX1L, whose product is annotated as Lix1 homolog (mouse)-like. The record is from RefSeq and is a predicted model, not a curated record. Bases 69 to 1082 code for a protein of 337 amino acids. Lineage: Eukaryota; Metazoa; Chordata; Mammalia; Carnivora; Odobenidae. Gene Ontology annotation, biological process: autophagosome maturation. The transcript is spliced from 6 exons. Gene Ontology annotation, cellular component: cytoplasm.